UUCCACAUAAACAGUACAUUUUAAAAUUUCAGUCGUAGGAAAGUUCAUGAACCGAACCGAAGAUGUGCAUGAAAGCUGAAAGUUGAAAUAAAGGCUCGUACGCUCGGUACGCUCGUAGUCAUCGCUCGUAGUUGAGUGCACUAGUGAAUAAUUCUAAUCUCAAGAUUUGUUCUAUGAUUUCAUGUGUUUGUAUUGUAAUGCAUUUGUAAUGGAGUGUUAGUCAGGACAGGUAAUUGUUAUGCUCAUAUGCUGAAAGAAAUGUUAUUGUUCGUUCGAUAGUGAAGUGUUCAUAAUUUCAAGAGUUUUAUGCUUAUCAAAUGGCCUGUUCUUCGUGUUAAUUUAUUGUGCGGUUGUUGUGUUAUGUUCGCGCAGAAGUUCGAUUCGUGAAUAUGAAUACUGUGCUGAUGAGUCGAUACUAUGAAUGCACUCAGUGAAAAUAUAAUUCCAUUACGAAAUUCAAGAUCAUCGAUUUCAUGCUGCGGACGGUGGUCCUGUGUUUGCUCUGCUCGAAAAUGGUUAUUACGACCAAAGAUCAUUCACCCCAGUACUAUACGGCUUACGCGUGCGAUGGAAAAAUGCUAAAGAUCGAAUGCAAAGAAGGUUACGUUAUUAAUCUAAUACGUGCUAAUUACGGAAGGUAUUCGAUCACCGUUUGCAACGAUCACGGUAGUACCGAAUGGAGUGUGAAUUGUAUGUCACACAAAUCGUUUUCUAUACUAUCGAGUCGUUGUUCACAAAAACGGAACUGUAGCAUACAAGCUAGUACUAAUUUAUUCAAUGAUCCUUGCCCUGGUACAGUGAAGUAUUUAGAAGCUCAUUAUGCCUGUGUAUCAGCUACGUUUACACCUUCGACGUCUCGACCAGCGCCACCUUGGAUGGCAACUUCAGCACCUAGUUGGUCAACUACCAAAUCCAUAUCCAUACACCCCGAGAUAGUGCCACCUGCUACGCCAUCCGUAUCUACAUCAAGUGUGGUUUCGUCCACUAAAAUAACACCUAAAGAACGCGAAUCUGAAGAUAACGAAUGGAACAACGUUAAUACGAAUCCACCGAUCAUGGAAUUUUCUUCGGAACCUGAAGUAAUAGUUCCUCGUAUCACUAGCACCGAAAUGCAGCUAAGCAGUAGCGAAAGCCCGAUGAUAAUGGAAACUGAAAAAGUUCCACUAUGUAAGCCUAUCACUAUACGUAAUUUAUCGUGGAAUUGGACCCAAGGCGGUGAUGUGUCCGUGUUACCAUGUCCGAACGGAGCAGCCGGUUUUGCCAAAUGGAGAUGUCAUAAGAUCAACGCUAACGAAGCUAAACGCACCCCCGAUACUCCCGAUUUAUCCGAAUGCAGAUCUGUUUGGCUGAGUAGUCUAGAAAAUCGUAUCAGCGAAGGCGAUUCGUUACCCAAAGUCGCCGGUGAUUUAAGUCAAGUUACCGAAAGUAAAACGUUGUUCGGCGGUGAUAUGAUUCUUACGGCUAAAAUUAUUAGAGACAUGGCGCAAAAAAUGUCCAAAGAUGUACCAACGUUUCCAGAUCGUCGGCAGCGCGAAGCAGUAGUAUACGAUUUACUUCAAAAUAUCGCUCGCGUUGGAAGCAACUUAUUAGACAUCUCGCACCAACAGUCGUGGAAAGAUUUACCAGCCAUCGAACAAAUGCGAAUAGCUACGAAUCUUCUUGUCGGUUUAGAAGAAAACUCAUUUUUACUCGCCGAUACGACUAAUCGCGAAAAAAUAGUCAAUCAUUGUACAAAAAAUAUGUUGCUUAGUAUUCAAGUACUGGAAGCCGAGAGCGUCGAUAACGAAGUGUUUCCUGCGUACCCGGUGGUCGAAAAUUGUUCAUUGAGGAUCAACAACUGGUUACAGUUACCUAAAUCGUCGCUAUUGCAAAAUAGCGAAGGCAAUUUGGUGCGUUUAGUAUACGUAGCGUUCGAUACACUCGAACAUAUACUCAAAGCUCCUUCAAACAGUAAAGAGCAGAAGAAAAUCAAUAGUAAAGUGCUUUCCGCUUCGUUAGGCAAAGGCCGUCAUAUACAGCUCAACGAACCGGUUAUAUUAUGCCUACAGCAUUUGACGACCGAAAACGUAAGCAAUCCUACGUGCGUGUUUUGGGACUACACCCAAAGCAACUGGUCCGAAGAGGGUUGCACUUUGAUAGCGACCAACGAAACCCAUACCAUGUGUAGAUGUACUCAUUUAACCAAUUUCGCCAUCAUGGUCGAUGUGAAACCAUCGCACGCUAUGGGUCACGUGAUUCCUCUAUCAUUGAUGGUAUUUUUAAUCUGCGUCGUACUGAUACUUUCAAUUAUCGCCAUCGUACUAGGCGUCAUGUGCGUACGCAAUCACAACGCGCGUCGAGACUACGGUUCUACAUUCGUACCGGAAAACGAAUGGUUCCUCAAAUGCUUCGGAUGUUGCCAAUCGAGUUCCGAAUCGGAGAAAACUCUCAAUUGUAAAGAACCCAGACCGGCGUUAUACGGUAAUCCGACCAUGAUGGAGAGUAUGACGUCCGUCGAAAACGCAGCCAGACGUAUCGAACACUUGGAAAAUACUCUGCAGCAUCGUAAUCGUAUAUUAGCUAAUACUCUAGGCACAAACAGCCUUCGUAGUCAUCAUCUUCAUCAUCAUCACACCUACGGCGAACAUCGCGCUCGCAAAUUAUCCAAUACGCUGAGCACGAACAUUCCUCGCAAUCAUACCUAUACGGAGCACCGUAAUCGUAAACUGUCCAAUACGUUGGGCUCGAAUAGUCCGCGUAGUCAUACUUAUAGUGAAAUCGCCGCCGGCAGCAGUCGAAGCGAUCCCGUAUACGAAGAGAUCGAACGCGAACGAGAACAUUGUAGUCAAAUUUCCGAUAUCAGCGACGACGACGCUAAACGCAACAGUGAUAUGAGUAGGCAGUCCUCAAAAAGCUACGGCGAUCAUCGACCAUUAAUACCUUACAAUCCGGUCACCGACAGAAAUUUCCAUGCCGCCCUCGAUGCCGCGUACAGGCAGCAGCUCAAAGAACACAGCGCCCGGACCGUCUCCGUUUUAGAUGGUCAAACGGUCGUUUGCCAUUUACAACAAAUGUUGUAGCUAGUGAAAUAUGCCGUCUAUUUAACGUGAUCAUCCACGUUUAUCCGACAAGCUUUUUAAGGAUUAACCAGGUUUUACCUUCGUUUGUUUUUUUAUAUAUGUAUAUCGUUUACGUAGGUUUUUUUCGUGCUUUUUGUAAAGUACCUAUGUGUGUAUUUGUUGAAUAUUGACAACCCGAUGUGAUGGAAGCGGUUCAAAAUUCGAAUAUUUUUUAGGUUUGGUGAGAUUUACCAGUGAUUUUUUUCCCUCGCUAAUCUUAAAAAAACUGAACUGCGUUGCGAAUUCGCUUCGAAGUUGCGUCGAUGUAGAAUUUUAUCGAUUUUUACUAGUCGAAAAUUGAAUUAUUCUUUCGGGUAGGUUUGGAUUCCCAGUCGAAAAUUGAAUUAUUCUUUCGGGUAGGUUUGGAUUCCCUUUAAGCCCUAGAAAAACAAUGUAAAAGUGAAGAGAAACAAAAUUGUGGAGAUCAAAAUUUUCUGUCAAUAGAGAGUGAUUCAUUUUAUAAGGUAGGCUUUUUUUCAAAUGUUCUGAGCUGUAUUUGAAAAGUUCACCUUAAAUUGACUGUUUCUGAUGAAAAAUGGGAAUUUUUGAUUUUUGAGGAAAAUUGAAGUCCAAAGAAUAAAUACAGUGAAAAAUUGCAGACUGAGCGUAAAUGAUCUCGCCUGUAAAAUGUGAUUGAUUUUUUUUUCAGGUUUUGUGUUCUGAGAAAAUUUCUGCUUCUAAAAGUGAAUUUCUCUCAAUUUGAGAACAGGUCAAAGAAUUUCUGAGUAUCUAAUCCAAGUAGAAUAAUUUUACUCAAUUUCUAGCAGCUGAAAAUUUGAAUUUAAAAUUGAUAUUUUGAUGUAAUUUGUAGUCAAGUAGUUCACUCAUUGGGCAAACAUUUUUGAGAAAUCACUUUUUUGUUUACGAAAUAUUUCUAAUUUCAUUUCCAUUCAUGUGAAGAGGGAGGGGAUUGUCAUCGAUGAAUGCAUUUCUUAUUUAUAGACUUCUUCAUUUUUUAAAAACAUUUUGAAAUUACUGCCAAUUUUAAAUUUUAAAAUAUUCUUACUCUUGUUCCUAUUACUAAUACGAGUUGAUCAUUGUAUUGAAUUGAUUGACUCCGGUCGAAUUCAUUUGAUUUUAUUCGCAGCUUCGCGUAUCAAAGUGACGUGAAAGGUGUUCCAAUUAAGAAUCAAGCUAUUGUUUAUUACUACUAUACUUUCUGAUAUCUAAAAGAUAGGGACGUUUGAAAUUUAGGUACAUGAAACCUACAGUACUUUAUUAAAUUAACCUUUCAUUUCAAAGUUCAAAAUUCGUUUCGAUUUGCAGGUUUUAUUAGACUUUAAUGUAUAAUUUGUGAUACCUACCUUAUAUUUAUAUUGAUUUUAUUCCUACUUUUUUUUUUUUUUGAAGAAACUACAUGUUUCAGGAUUGGUAUAGCAUUUCUACAUUCCUUUGGUGUUUAAAAAUUAGCAUAAUAAUUUUAUCGAUUGAGUUUUUAAAAGAUUUAAUAAAUUAUGGCCAGACUCGAAUCAGUGUUUCUGAAAUGCAAGGCAAUCAAAAUUAAGUACAUAAUAGCAUUGUUUUUGUCCGUGACCUUACAUAAAAAUGAAAGAUACGCUAUGUAAACAAUUCAUUUUCAACACGUAGUCUCUGUUUCUCGAACAAAGAAUUAUUCAGGGUAACUACUUAAUUACUACAUCGACUUGUAUAAAAAGCAAUUUUAUUUAUUAUAACUCUUCUAUAUUUGGCGACGUGUACCUGAUGUACCUAUUUUCUCUCCUUCGUCUCCUUUAUCCGACUACAUAAUCAAAUUAAUUAAAACGUCUGAUCUUCAACGUGUUAUUUAGCAUUAGCACCACUUGAAAAGGACGCACGACCAGUUCAUAGAAAAAAGGUUUAUAUUCGAAAAUACCCGUGUAAUUUCUGCGGCAUGGUGUUGAACGUCUCUCGACUCGACUCGAGUCGCGAACCUGGAAAGCAAUACUUUUUACACCCUUUGUAGUUGUUGUACCACGUGGUGGUGGUGGCUGGUGGACUGGACGUUUUUAAAAUUUCAAAAUAAACCAAUAAAUCUCGAUGAAAACAUACCAAUUCUUACAGCCGCUUUGAUUCCUAUCUUGGACAAUACAGCUUCCCCAAUACUUCAACAAUAUAUGUCUACAUCAAUAGCCUCGGUAAUAUUAGGGGAAAUCAUUGUUUCGCACCGUUUGCUUUUCACACAUAAUCCAUAAAGGUUGCAUAUGUGCAUUUUAUCCGUCCAUUCGAACCGUACGCUAUACAAAGAACGAUGUUCGACAUGCUAAUAAAAAGGUUCCGUCGUAUUUAUCACUUCUUUUCUAAUUCUCUCAAUGGAACCGGAUUAUGUGAACAAGUAUCGUAUACAAAGAUGUCAUCGUUCCUGUUCCAUUCUCGUGACUGGAAAUAUUUCGAGAGAAAAAGGUGUUUUUUUCACUUUACCUUACCUGCGCGAAAAGUUUAUUCGGAAUGAGGAACCAGGUCUUUUUGAGAGUUGGGAAAUAAUGAAGAGGAAAAAUGGUAAUCUGGAAUGAAAUUUUGAAAAAAAAUUUCGUUUAUGAAUCAAUUAUAGAGUCAACUCUGAAAGAUUCCUCUUGACUGUGAUUGUAGGCUUCGUUUCAACAAGUCGUGUAGAAGAGCGUCACAGAAAUGCUGUCAGAUGGUCUCGUAUGAGCUCCCUUCUAUCAUCACUAGCGAUACAAUUAUCCUGGGUCCUUGAAAUUCAAUCCUUUUUUUUUACAGGGUGUCUAGUAACAAAUCGUUCAGUAUUGGAAAAGUUCUUCAUUUUCUGCUCGAAGUUCGAAACAGAUCAGGAUUUCAGGAACCCAUGUUCUUUUUUACAUUUGUCAUUCAGAGCAAAAAAGUACAUUUUUUUGGUUGAAAAAAAAUGCAAAAUUGCAAUGAUAAGAUAUUUUUUACACAAACACAACCAUGCCCUUCCCCUCGACUAGUAAGAUUUGGCAGCUUUGCCUGAGAUCUCUAAAAAAUUGUGAAGUGUUCUGAAAAAUGCUCCGCCAAAACCAAAAGACACUUUAAUGAGCGAGGGGGGAGAGUCUCAAGGUCAUUUCACAGAAAAUCUUGCAAAAUUUUUGAAACAACCUUGAAAACUUUUUUGAAUUAAUUCUUUCAAAAGGACAAAGGUGGCCCGAUCCGUUAAUAAUUUGAUUGGGGGCGGAAGGGACGCAGGGGCGAAGGUCAAGAAAAAGUACAGUAUUUUCAUUUGAGAUACUCUGGGGAAAAAUUUAAAAAAUGAAGUGGUUUAAAUAUCCUGUGUCCUAAAUGUGAUACAAAGCCUUUUAUUUGAGAUGAAUGUGCUAGAAAAUGAAAAGUCCCCGUACAUUUGACACAAAAGUUUCAAAUUUUUCAUUAUAAAUUCGUUUUUUCAUAGUUGAUUGUUCUACGUUAUAAAAAUUGGUAAUAAAAAAGUUCGGUUAGUGAAUCAGUUUCGAUUCAAGCAAGGGUGUCGUUUUUUGAAACUGAAAUGCUUUAAAAAUGAUAGGGUAAAAAUAUGAUAACUAUCCCCAUAUGUUGGUAGCGCAUUUUUUAGGAGGGGGAGGAGGCUAAAAAUCUGAGGAAUAUUACACUGAAGAUCUUGCAAAAGUCAUAAAAAAUUUGUAAAUCUUAAAUUUUAAUUUGAAGUGUUUUUUAGACGCUUGUUUCUGUAUUUACCUCAAAAAUACGAGUACUACAUUAUUUUUUUUGAAAAUUCAUUUCCCUCUUAUUUAUUGUUUAAUGUUUAAAAAAAAACGAAAAAUACUUACUAAUAUUGAGAAAACAUUUUUGAUAGAGGAAGGGGGUAUAGUUGAUACCUGAACAAUUUUUCCAAACCUGAGGGUGCAUUUUUUUUGACAGAAGAGGAAGUGAGGAGGCAAGGACCUGAGAGAUAAAUUGAGGUCAAGGUCCCACAAAAGUCUUAAAAAGAACUUACGGAAGUCUGCAAAAGCCCUGAUUUUUAAUUUGUAGGUUGUAUUACAUAUCUUGGUCUUAAAUUUAGCUUGAAGUCACAUAUUUUUCAAUUGCUUAAAAUGUGUAAAAAUCUGGUAUCAUUUCACUUCUCGUUGAUAUUGGUAAAACUGAUUUAAUUGCCAAAAUUCUUGAACAAUCCCAAGUAUUGAAAGAGGUUUUUCCGGAGGGGGGAGGGUGGUGAGUAAGAGAAAAAAAGUGAAUCUGGAAGUUAUAUUAUUAGAUUUCGAGAAUGAAUUUUUGUGUAGGGUCGGGGAAUGUAGAAAACUCGACACAAAUAUUGUGCUCAAAGUCCUGUAUAAAUAUUGAAUAGAUCCCUCAGUUUUGCAAUUUGAUUUAGAGAGUUCUUCUCUCUGUUUCACUGUCACUCUCCGACUAAAAAUUGUUGAAUUUCAAAGAUGAAAUUCAAUUUUGUUUGUACGGACGUAACAGGGAUGUGUACGAAGCCAACUGACAUGAGUUUGUACUUCAGUUCAGUGAUUUACAAGAUUAGGAUUACUGCUGACGAAAGUAACCAAUUUUGAGUGAUGAUUUUUCAAGAUUUCAAUAUCUCUGUUAGAUUAUCUGCGCGACAUACGAAUUUGAAGUAUCAAAUUUCAAAUAUAUGACUCACAUAGGUACAUACUAAAUUUCAAGAGAUCGCCAAUUUUCGACGAGAGAGACAAAAAAAAUGAAUUAGAAUUUAAUGGACUAUUCAGUUACGUGAAAUGUGGUUAAAAUAAGUCUGGAAAAGUAUACUUUUGUAGUGCUAUAAAUCUAAUCGAAAUCUCAAAAAACGAAAAACUGAAACUGUUUUGUCACUCAGGAAAACAUAAUGAAAGGUCUCGAGAUUGAUAAUUUUUGCUAAUUUUUUUAGCUAUGGUUCGGAAAAAUCGUAUGAAAAUUUAAUUUUCUUCAUAGCGAAAACAUACACGUACAAGUGGAUCGAACAACGAAAUCGAAAAAUUGAAUCUUUUUUCUAUUAUUGAUGAAAGAGGAAACGAAAAAGGAUUCAAAUCGAGGAAUGACCUUUUUCCAGCUUUUAUUUGGAAAAUGAUGAUUGUAUUUGAUUGGUUAAACAUCAUGGUGUUGUGCUCUCGUUGAAUAAUUUAAUGCUUAAAUAGAGAAGAGAAAAUAGUUGAGUUUUUUUUACAAUCCAAAGCUAAAGGUAAACGUAAACCCAUCUCUUGGAUACUUCGUUCAACCUUCGCCCUUCGUGUUAUCUUUCUCCAUUGUGUAACGAACAUUUUUAUUCGAAGAAUGAGUGUUUUACAAUAGCAGGAUUUGCUGUAAAAGGUGACGGUGUGGUGCAUGUUGCGAAAUUCCUUACUUCGUCGUCUCGUUUCUCUUUCUAAUGUUCCUUGAGAGAAUGCGAUGGUGGUGAAAACAGUGACAUGGUGAGACGAGGUGAACAAAAAAAAGGGAGAGAAUUUAUUAAGAAAGUAGCAUUUCAAAACACACAGUUUAUUCUCGAAACGUACUUAUUCAUUUUUCUUCCUCUAUCUCUCUUUCAAAUCCGAAAAAAGAAGCAGGAAACGUUUUAAACCACGCUUUAUAUAGGUAGGUAUUAUCUGUAUCGAGUUGUGUAGAUUUUUCCAUCACAACUUCCAUCUUCCAUUCAUCUCUUUUCUACUAGCGUUUAGGAUUUAUUAUUUAAAACAAUACGUCGUUUUAAAUGUUAAGUAAAUCACUGCCAUUUUACUUUUCUUUUUGUUUCGCUAUUGGUUCGGGUCGUGAGGUAUUGUACGUGCUCUCCGAAUUCAUCGCGGGAGGUUUUACCAUAGUUACUUGACGAAAGCUCUUAGCUUAUAACGACCGACGUUUUUUAAAUGCAACCUUUUAAACAUCCUCAGAUCUGAAGUUUUUUACAUGUAAAAUAAAGGGUUCUGGGUGGAAAAAAUCUUGUUAAAGGGGUAUUUUUAUAAGUACUCUCGUUCUAUACCCUACGAAUACCAUUUUUCGAACGUUAACCUUGUUUUUUUUUUUUUUUUGAUAUUUUGCGAAUUAUUUUGAAAAUUUGAUCUGAACGGCGGUGAGUACAUUUUCCCCUUGAGUUUACCUAUCUACGUUUCUUUUUGUAUUAUUAUUACUUUUUUUUUUUGAAAACGCAACGUUCGCCGUUUUUUUUUAGAACCGCUUCCAUGUAUUCGUAGAUACAUAUCGAUAUAUUUUGGGUAGGCUAAAGAUGAAAAUUAAUAAUGCUCUCUAUCGCGAAAACAUAUCAGACUAAAAUCUCAAUUUCCACAUUCUCACAGCUGGUAGAGUGCUACUUUCAUGACAAUCUUAGAUGUAUUUGUGUUGAAGUGUUCUUGACAAGGUGCAAGGGGAUUUGAAGUCAUAAGUAUGUAAUAAGUGCAGUUUAUUUGCUGAUAUUUUUUUUUUUACAUUUUUUGUUUGCAUUAAAUUUUUUUGUUGUUUAUUACAAAUGUAUGAUUUUAAUCGUAAUGAUAAAAUAUUCAAAAUUACUGUAUCUAAAAUGGUUUUAAAAUCAUACGAAAUGAAUUUUGCUCCUAUUUGUAAUCCUUUUUUUCAUACAUUCCAAAAUUUACUAUUACGUUAUUAAGUUCGAUUUAUUCCUAAAACAAAUGUACUCUAUUCGAUUAUUAAUUUUAUUGUAGCAAAUAGCGUGUAAUUAUUAUGUGUGUGGUGUCUAUUUUCUUGUAUCUCUUUUCUUUGCAAGGUAAUAUUAUUUAUGUUUUGAUGACGAUGAUUUUCUGUUGUUUUUUUUCAUGAUAACGUUUAAUGAGUUUUAUCUUGUUAGCGAAUUUUUUAAAGCAGGUUUGCUACUUGUCGGAAUUUUUUUUAUAAAUAUUGAUGCAUGGUGAAUUGAUACCCCGUCGAGGUUUAUUCUUGAUAUCAUAAUUACUUCUGAAUACUUACUAUUAUCUAUUAUUUAUGAUUAAUUUUACAGAACUUGUUCCGACGAGAAUGUACAAAAUGGCUUGCUAUUGAAAUGCAACUGUACAAUACAAGUUUUUUUUAUUUUCUUUUUUUUUUAGAAAUUUUAGUUACCGAUUUUUUUUUGUACUUUAUAAUUUAAAUUAUUCGAUUUUUAUUGUUGAUUUUAUUAUUAUUUUUUAUUAUCGGAGUAUAAUUGUUGCGAUAUCGACAUCGAAUUUUUUUUUCGAGUGGAGAGAUUUAAUCAAAAUUGAUUUUUCAGAGUAAUUUUGUAUAACUUUUCGUAUUGUAUAUAAAUGAAAAAAGAUAUACUUACUGCAGCUUUUAAAUUUUUUUAUAUGUUUGCAUUUUAUUUUAAUGUUUUGCAUUUAAUAUUGUAUAUUUAAUACUACAAAGAUAUCUUUUGAUUCUUUUUGAACUUUUAUUUUUCUUGCCUUUAUAGUGUGCUAAAGCUAAUUUGAGAUUAACUCGUUUAAACUGUGAUGUAUUUAGUAAUGUAUGAUAUAGUUAAUGACUUGUAUAAAAGUUCUAACAUUCUGUAAUAAAUUAGAAAUCAAAUAAAUUUUAUACUAUUUCA
Molecule: messenger RNA, 10470 nt
Organism: Planococcus citri (citrus mealybug)
Lineage: Eukaryota; Metazoa; Arthropoda; Insecta; Hemiptera; Pseudococcidae
Product: latrophilin Cirl-like
Exons: 1
Coding region: 474-3059 (861 amino acids)
Biological process (GO): adenylate cyclase-activating G protein-coupled receptor signaling pathway
Cellular component (GO): plasma membrane
Molecular function (GO): G protein-coupled receptor activity; carbohydrate binding
Source: RefSeq, a predicted model, not a curated record